GGUUGUUUGAAAAUUGUUUCGAAAUUACGGCGCGAGCAAGAUAAAAAAAGAGUGGAAUAAGUUUUGAAUAAGGGAUCGCAAAAACAGAUCGCUAGGAGAAUAUUUGUGAUAUUGUAGACUAAGACUAUUAAGCAGCUAUAAAGAUGCCUAGAAGAAGGAAAACAAGGUUGGCCUCUCGAGCAAAGCCACUGCUUCCCGAUGAUGGGGAAUCAAAUAUGGAGGAGGAGGCAAGAGAACAGAAGCUUAGAGUUUAUCUUGAAGGUUUUGACAUUGAAGUUGAGCAACGGAUGCAUGAUAUGAAUGCCAUGUUUGACAGAAUGUGCAAGAACAUCAGGUCGGCUACCUCCUUGUUUUUGAUGAAGAUGCCAAAGGAAACUAAAAACAUGAAACUGAUGGAUUAUUUUGCUCAAGAUGGCUUGGCUCCUGCUGUGAAGGUCAUAGAGCAGAUCUCUAAGAAUGUUGAUGAGAUGAUCAACCUGCCAAAGGCUGUUACUGAUGCCAUAUCAUCAUCAGAAUCUGAAGAUACCGCUGCAACAUCCACGGGUGAAUCAGAUACUAGUGAGGUAGAUGAAAAGCCAAAGAGGUCGACAAGGUCAACAAGAAAAGCUCCUGCAACGCGUAAGAAAGCCAAAGCAACUACUGCAAAGAGGACGUCAGCAAGGAAAAGGACAAGGGCAGCCUUGCAGGAGACUCCUCUUACAAGCAACAAUACACAAUCUGCCUUGCAGACACCAGCCAAUACUAUGUCUCUGUCAUCGAUCAACACUCCUUUCAUCACACCCAAAUUUGACCCAAGCUCCAAGAUGACCCCUGCUACAGUACGUAGAGCUAAGAAGGGAGAGCUCUUGGUGUCUCUCUCUGGAAGCCCUGUUGAAGCUAGGAACUCCCCCAAGGAUCCAGCUCAGUCAGUUGAGAGGCUCAAGGAAAACAUUGAGAAUCUAUUCACCCAGGAUGAUGUUGACAAGAAAAAUAUCCUAAUGCUUCAAGAAACGCUGAGCAGAUUUCUAAAGGAAAAGGACUCUUCGUGAAAAGAUAUCGGAGCUUCAGCCUUCAGCGCCCUGAAGUAUCCUUCACAUGACUAGGGGAGCAUUCCAUGGAACCAAUGAUUGGUGAUUUUCACUGACUGUUGUUAUAAGCUACUGAAAUCCUUGCAUCUGAUUGGCUGAGAGCAAAUUUGUCAGUGAAAAUAAUUGACAAAGCUUUUCAUGAAGCACACCCCAGUUCCUUGAAGAGUGCACCAUCGAUAGAUAUUGCUUUGUCCUGAAACCUGCACACGAGACAACAUGUUUACUUGCUUGACAUUAUUACUGCAAGAUAUGAAGAUAAUAUUGAAAUACUGUGACAUUGAAACAUCAAUGAAUAGAUGCUAUGGGAGUUUGUGGUAUAUCUUGACUUUGUAAAGAAUUCAAGUUUUAAUAUCUUUCAGAUAAGAAAUAUACCUUGAAAUGCUAAAAAAAAAACCUCAGACGUUAUCCCUAUUACCCCAAUCCAACUCACCAGGGUCCCAGGGAAAUUGUUGAUAAAGUGUCACCCCAUCCCAUCUUUUAUUCCCCCCCCCCCCCACUCAACAUGAGUAAACCUUAGCUGAAAAAAGGGAAUAUCUGAACAAUACUUGACAAUGUUUGGCAAUAAUUCAUUAGAGACAAUAUAUCUCCAUACUGUGGUUCCUACUGCUUGGGAUAAUCAUUAACUUGCAGGAUUAUGAUAGAACCACAUGACACAAGAUGAUAGAGACCUUUAUACCAAUUGGGUUGCAUUCAAAUCAUUCAUCUCUUUAGGCACCGAUCACAACUCUUCUAACAGAGGGUAAAGUGAGGGUACGGAAGUGCCACUGACUUGACGAGAUGUGGAGAUAUUUUAUCUUGCCACAUCGGCUUAAUAGCCUUAUUAUGUCGACAUGGCGCGAUAUGUUAUCUUGCCAAUUCAUUUCAAUAGCCUUAUUAUGUUGACAUGGCGAGAUGUGUCAUCUCGCCAUGUCGACUUAUAACUUGUAAAGUUGGUAAGAUACUAGUAACUAUCUCGCCAUGAUAAGUCGACUUGAAAAUAUAAAAUAUCUGGUCAUCUCUUAAAGUCGAUGGUAUAUUAACGCUUCCGUGAGAGGGAGAGACUGGGAAGGAUGAAAACUGGUCUGAUUAUAGCAAUGUAUCGAUACUCAAAUUGCUCAAAUUGAACAGGAAUAUAAGAUUUAAUUUUUUUUCCUUUAUCUUUCAUUCAAUCAUGAAUUACAUCACAAGAUUUUACUAAUCAUAUAAAAAGUAAACCUCUAUUUUGCAGUAUAUGGACAUGUUAUUAAUAGUAUUGUUUUCUAAAACCAUUUAUGAAGAAUUUAGCUUAUUAAUAUUUCACCUGUACAUACAUGUAUAUUGUAUAGUUUAUAGUUCUUAUCGCAGCAUAUCAGCUAUAAUUAUUUGCAUAUGUCUUUGCUUUUUAAUAGUGUUUCAUGCAGUUUUAUUUCUGUUUGUCUACAUAUAACGAAAAAAUUAAUCUUAUAAUUUCCGCAGCACCAAAUCAAGAGUAAGAGGAGAGAGAAUUUAACAAAAUAUUUUCCACAAUUAUGAGAAAUUACUUGUUUUUGUUUAUAACUUUGACAAUUAUUUGUUGGAACAUUUGCCCUGUCUGUAUAAUUGUGGAAAGCCAGUAACAACAUGAAUUGUAUCUGUAAGCUGUAUGCCCUGUCUCUUUGUAAACAUUGAUGCAUUCACUAGUGAAUGUCCUAUCAAGAAAUAGUUUUGACAUGCACGUUCUCGAUUAUCAACUAUGUCAUUACUGGUUUUCCAUAAUUUGGAAUAUUUGUAUCAGUCACACUCUUGUCUCUAAAGAAAUUGUGAUUUUGAUAAAUAGAAAUAAAAAAUCCCUAAAUAAAAAUGGAGCCUGAUGACAUCUAUAAAAAAAAAAGACAUAAAUUUUAUCAAAAUCAGAUGUGAAAUGUGAGUGAUUAGAUGUCAGUGAUGUCAGUACAGUGAGGAAAUAAAUUAUAGUGUUUCUUAUUUCAUAUUAUAAAGUACAAAAGAAAUAUAGAGUGGAGAUAUUAAGCAGGGCCCACUGGUAUAACAGUUUUCAGAACUCAGGUGGCUAUUCUGUGUAAAUAUGUUAUUAUUAUCAUUAUUACUAUUAUUAUUAUGAUGAUGAUUAUAAUUAUUGUAAACAUUAUUAUGAUUAUUAUGAUUAUUAUUUUUUUAUUAUUGUUAUCACUAUUAUUAUCUAUUUAUUUAUUUAUUAUUCACAUUUUCUUUAAAAGACAUUGGCUGUCAUCAGUUUCCUCAUCAAAUCUUUAUGUGCAUAUAAACUUUUUGUGAAGUUAUGCGAGUCAUAAUUUUCUUAUUUACAUCCCAUUUAGAUUAAAUUGUCAGCAUUUUGCUCAAUUGAUUUUUGCUUUACUUAAAUAGCUUUUUUGUUGGGAUGGACUUCGUCUAUAAGUGAAUUGGAAACUACAUGAUAUCGUAUAUCAAAAGUAAGUAUUAUUCAGAAAUAAAUGUACUGUACAUAUGUAUAUUAAAGAGUCAUCUCUGAAUGAG
Molecule: messenger RNA, 3515 nt
Organism: Lytechinus pictus (painted urchin)
Lineage: Eukaryota; Metazoa; Echinodermata; Echinoidea; Temnopleuroida; Toxopneustidae
Product: borealin-like
Exons: 9
Coding region: 144-1028 (294 amino acids)
Biological process (GO): mitotic sister chromatid segregation
Cellular component (GO): chromosome passenger complex; chromosome, centromeric region; spindle midzone
Source: RefSeq, a predicted model, not a curated record